CACUGAGCACAGUCUCUGCAUCCUCACUGCAACAGGGUGAUACUGCUUCUUAUUGAGCAAUCCUCUAAUAUUACAUCAACACAGCUGGUGGUGCUUGUCUGUACAUCAUGUCUCUCUCAGGCAGUUAUCACAUUAGAUCAUCCAGCCAGAGGGUGCAAAGUGGCAAUAGGGGCAGUAGCUAUGGAGGAUUCAGCAGUGGCUCAUUGUCUGGAGCUGGCUUUGGAGGAGGAUUGUCAUCUCAAAGUGCCAUCCUCAGCUAUGGUAGCUCAGGCUUUGGUGCGAGUGACAGUCUUCUGCUUGGCGGAGAAAAACAGACCAUGCAAAAUCUGAAUGACCGUCUGGCCUCCUAUCUGGAUAAAGUGCGAGCACUAGAGUCAGCUAACUCCGAGCUGGAGAAGAAAAUUAAAGAAUGGUACGAGCAGCAUCAUGCACUCAACAACAACCAAAACCGAGACUACUCCAAAUACUUCCAAGUCAUCGAAGAUCUGAAGAAUAAGAUUAUUGCUGGAACUACAGACAAUGCUAGAGUGGUCCUCCAGAUCGACAAUGCCAGGUUGGCUACUGAUGACUUCAGAAUGAAGUAUGAGAAUGAACUGGCCUUACGCCAGAGCGUGGAGUCUGACAUCAAUGGUCUCCGACGUGUACUGGAUGAAUUAACCCUCUCCAGAUCUGACCUUGAGUUGCAACUGGAGUCACUGACUGAGGAGCUUGCAUUCCUCAAAAAGAACCAUCUGGAGGAGAUGAAUACCUACAAAGGAAGCUCUGGCCAAGUGAAUGUUGAGAUGGAUGCUGCUCCUGGUGUGGAUCUUACCCAACUUCUGAAUGGCAUGAGAGCAGAGUAUGAAACACUGGCUGAGAAGAAUCGCAAAGAAGCUGAAGACUGGUUCCUGAAGAAGAGCAGUGAGUUGAAAAAAGAAAUUUCCGUUGGCGUGCAAGAAGUUCAAACAAGCAGAACUGAGAUAUCAGACCUGAAGCGCACAUUGCAAAGUCUUGAAAUUGAAUUACAGGCUCAGUUCUCCAUGAGAAACUCUCUUGAGGGUACAUUAUCAGAGACAGAAGGGCGUUACUGUGCUCAGCUCAAUCAACUCCAGCUUCAGAUUUCCAGCGUUGAAGAACAGUUGCAACAGGUCAGGUCUGAUAUGGAAAGACAGAAGGGAGAAUAUCUCCGUCUAAUGGACAUCAAGACAAGGCUGGAGAUGGAGAUUGAGACCUACAGACGCUUACUGGAGGGAGAACUAGGGAGUUUCAAUGCACAGCCACCCAAGUCACAAGCAUCAUCAAUAGAUUCAAAGAAAGAUCCAUUAAAAACAAGGGUUGUGAAAACAAUUAUUGAAGAAGUGGUUGAUGGGAAAGUUGUUUCUACCAAGAUGAAUGAAGUUCAAGAAAAGGUGGAAUAGUGAGCAGAUUGAAAAAGCAGGCACCGUCAACUACAUGCAGAAUAAGAUCAUUUGAUAUCACAUUUAAAUAUAAAUGCCCUUGUGUAAUACAGAGUGAAGAAAAACAUACAAUACAAUUAGCUUGCAUAAGCACUGGCGGUGUAUAGAUAAUAAUAUUGAGAAUGCAAUUUACAGUAAAUGCCGGUGCACAAAGAAGGCGCUUUUCAUUCUGAUCCUAUAGUUUUACCAUACAUACAAACUAGUCAUCAGUAAGAAAAUGGAAAGACAAAUGUUGACUAGGAAAGGGCGGAAACUGUUCAAUUAUAGGAAACUUAAGAUGUAAGUCAACAUGUUUGCCUGUGUUAGUUUGACGUAAUAAAGA
Pseudophryne corroboree (corroboree frog) is the source of this 1758-nucleotide messenger RNA. Its product is annotated as keratin, type I cytoskeletal 47 kDa-like. The record is from RefSeq and is a predicted model, not a curated record. The transcript is spliced from 8 exons. Gene Ontology annotation, molecular function: structural molecule activity. Gene Ontology annotation, biological process: intermediate filament organization; epithelial cell differentiation. Gene Ontology annotation, cellular component: cytoskeleton. Lineage: Eukaryota; Metazoa; Chordata; Amphibia; Anura; Myobatrachidae. Bases 108 to 1397 code for a protein of 429 amino acids.